AGUACUAGAGAAACCAGAGACCACGUGACAUAUGACCACGUGACAUGUUGUGACAGUAGCUCGUUGUAAAAUGGCAGUUUCAGCCAUCAGGAACCCUAACGAUAUAGCACACCUUUACAACAGACAAGUUAAGAAGGCACAGCAGCCGACUGAACCGGAGAAGUUAUUUCAGAAAUUAGAGCGGAUAGGAAGAGGAUCCUUUGGAGAGGUCUUUAAAGGGAUAGAUAACACAACGAAAGAGAUAGUAGCGAUAAAGAUAAUAGAUUUAGAGGAAGCAGAGGACGAGAUUGAAGAUAUCCAACAGGAGAUUACAGUUUUAUCACAGUGCGACUCUCCUUAUGUUACUAAAUACCACGGCUCAUACCUAAAGGGCGCCAAGUUAUGGAUAGUGAUGGAGUACCUCGGGGGAGGAUCCGCUCUACAGUUGAUAAAAGCGAAUGUUCUGGACGAGUCAAGUAUAGCUAUCAUGCUCAGAGAAGUGUUAAAAGGACUGGAUUACCUCCACGGAGAAAGGAAACUUCACAGAGACAUCAAAGCUGCUAACAUACUGCUCUCUUGUAACGGAGACGUGAAGCUUGCAGAUUUCGGAGUAGCAGGACAACUAACUGACACCCUCACCAAACGACACACUUUCGUAGGAACCCCAUUCUGGAUGGCCCCGGAAGUAAUAAAACAGUCCUCCUACGAUACGAGAGCGGACAUCUGGUCCCUGGGAAUCACUGCUAUCGAGAUGGCAAAGGGAGAGCCCCCGCUUGCAGGUCUUCAUCCUAUGAGAGUACUAUUCCUCAUACCUAAAAACAAGCCUCCUGAACUCGAUGGAGACUACACUAAAUCCUUUAAAGAUUUUGUCGCUUCUUGUCUUAAUAGGGACCCUGAAAAUCGCCCGCCUGCAAAAGAGCUCCUGAAACACAAGUUUAUCCGGGGUGCCAAGAAAACAGGGUGUCUAGCAGAAGUAGUAGAGGCGUACAAACAGUGGGACGGAGGAGAUGGCAGCAGCAGCGACGAAGAGGACAAACCGUCUAAUGAGGAAGAAGACGGUAACCCUCAGUGGGUAUUCGAGACAGUAACGAAGAUAGAGCAGGUAACACUGAACAAUAACAUGAAGAAACAGAGCGACCCGCUGGAGGAUGUUUUAUUACCGCUUUUUAUGAAGUUAAAACAAACGCACACGAAGCCUGGAGUGGACGAACUAAUGAACAUAUUCGUCAGCAUGGAAUCAGCCAACCCGGGACUCUGCGACAAAUUUGUAUCGGGACUAGUCAAUAUUUGUAGCUCAGAUACACAAAAUUCAUAGCUAUUCGCCCUCUCCGCUGACUUGCGCUUUUUAUAUAUAAAUGUGCCCGUCCAGGAUGUUUCCCUGUGUUUGACAAUCAGAACUUCAGACUAUUCUGUUGGGUACUGGGGUUUUUAUUCAGAUGUAAGCUGAGUUAUGUUACUAGGUUGUGUGACGUAUGUGUGACGUCACUGUGGCGUAGUAUUUCCUUUUCUCCAUGAUUUGUGUGUUAACCUUUAUAUAAACGCUCUUUCAAUGAAGUAGUAGCCGGGUUAGAAAAUUGUUAGAUUAAGAUUAAAGUGGCCGUACAUUUUUGUUUUUGAUAGCUGUGCUUCCUGCAGAUUUCUCAGUUGUUGUGCUCUCGUACCCUGAAGCAAAUCUCAGGUCACGGACAUGAGCUCCUGGCGCAGGAUAAAGGGUCUUCGAUUUUUGCAAGACUUGUGUAUAAAGUAGAGUUUCGCGCACGGCUGUUCCUAACGCGCAAAUAGAGAAAUUAAGAAUAUUUCUAAAAUUAUUCCGGAUUUUGUUGUCUUUAAAUGGUCAAGCGAACUGUGAUAAUGAUGGACCUUUGGGACCUCUUCAACAGAAUCUACCUUUGAUCACCCAUUUUAUUCUCACAGCUCUGUUGUUAAACUUGGGUGGAGUUAAUUAAUAAUUUCUAUUAAGUAGAGGUCUAGUGCAGAUUCUUACGGUUUGGUAAUUGUUACGUUAGAAUGAAGAUUCUGUUACAAAUUUGUUCUGAAAAGUAAAUCAUCUACGUAAUAUUUUGCUGGUGGGUAUUUUAGUAGAAGCAGUCGCAAACCGCUGUGACUUACCAACAACAUACGGGAAUACCCCUUCUAAAACCCGUAAUAGACCUUGAUGGGCUUUUGGCGGUAUUGGGCAGCUAAUGUGACUAGAGGACUAGCAUUGUAUAAUCUGAGAUUAACUGAUAGGCUUUAAAUGAUGUCAUCACGAGAGAGCGAUACACAUUCGUUAUUUUACUAUUAAUCCAAAUUUUUUAAAACUUUAACCUUCUCGUUUCUAUAGAGAAAUCACAUGGCCUCGAAGAAAUCUUAUAUACUAUUUCAAUACUAGUGUGUAUCGCCUACCUGUGUCAAGCAUCAUAUAGAUAACACAUUGCCAAUAGCACACUUCAAAAUAGGAGUGACUUUUGUUUAUCUUGUUAUUUUAUCUGUAAUUAUAAUUUUUCAUUCGAUUCACAAUUAAA
Bolinopsis microptera is the source of this 2483-nucleotide messenger RNA. Its product is annotated as serine/threonine-protein kinase 26-like. The transcript is spliced from 11 exons. Gene Ontology annotation, biological process: protein phosphorylation. Bases 71 to 1294 code for a protein of 407 amino acids. The record is from RefSeq and is a predicted model, not a curated record. Gene Ontology annotation, molecular function: ATP binding; protein serine/threonine kinase activity. Gene Ontology annotation, cellular component: cytoplasm. Lineage: Eukaryota; Metazoa; Ctenophora; Tentaculata; Lobata; Bolinopsidae.